UUUACUAUUUAAGUAGACAUUGGAAAUCUCUAGACAGUUACGCUAAUUUUAUUGUUUCUGAAAAAGCAGUAAACAACAUUCGAAUUUCUUGUUACAAAUAUGGAGAAAAGGACGAAAUACAAAGAAAACCCGAACACUAAACGAGCAAUGAGUAAAUUUUGUGUUCGAUUCGAUGAGGACGAUGACUCACAGGCGACUUCGGAAGAAUACAAGCUCAAUUUGAUCGAAGAGAUCCCACGCCAGGAGAUGGCCGAGGAAAUAAAUGGGAUGAACGAAAUGCUGGACUGUAUACAGUCUCGUAUCUCUGCCGGUGGUUUUAGGGAGGCUGCGAAGUCGCCUCGCACCCCGGAGGAUUAUCAGGGAAAACUUGUAAUACGUGAAAAUUGCAUUGGAUUUGAUGAUGAUUUAAACUCGGAGCCGGAGAAACUCCUUCCCAACGAAGCGGAGGAAGAGCAGAUAGAACAUCAGUUCGAGGAAAUUCCAUUCCAGGAUAUGGCCGAGGAAAUAAGACAGAUGAACGCAACGCUGGACCGUAUGCAAGCCCGCCUCUCCAUUGAUGCCUUCGAAGAGAUUGCCAAGUUGAUUAACAGCAUAGAGGAAGAGAUGGGCCUUGAGCCGGAGGAUACGCGCUGGCUGAUCUUGCACGGCAGCAAGGAUCCGGUAAUUCGUGCCCUCCAGGUCAAUUCCCGGCGCCUUCGUUGCCAACUAACUGAUUUGGUGCGCUGUUCGGAGCUGGGAGCCACUCGUCUAGUGGCCAUGAACCGCCAAACUAUCCGGCAUUCAAAUCAUCUGCGGGCUUACCGCAAGCAGUAUGAGAGCGUCCAAUCCUAUCACUUGGCUCAUCAAUUGGAGGCGGGACGGUGUCUGAUGCGGUAUCGCCAUUGCCAGGAGGUGUACUGCAGCUGGCGCGAGCUCCACCACAUGGGUCGCAAGGCACAUGAGGCGUACGAUAAGAUCCUGGAGAUAACUCAAACACGUGGCCAAUUCGUGGUGUUGAAGAAGCAGGUCCUUAGGGAAAUUUCGGACGUACACGAGGAAAUCUCACGUUCUUCUCACUGCCUUGCCAAGCGGGUGAAAGAACUGGGGCAGGUAUUGGGCAUUUUCAAACAUUGCGUCUCCAAGGGGGAGCCGCAGCAAUGGCAGAACUAUACCGGACCACCGGUUGUGGUAAAGAGCACUCACUGGCAAGGACGCUAUACGUACACAUUGCGAUUUGCCCACGGUGAGCUGUUCACCAUCCCGGUCGUUGUGCCACUGCCGGCUCACACUUGGUACGGCCGGAUGCAGGCGAAUUUGUCACGGGGUCAGUUGCCCAAGAUCCAAGGUUCAGAAAAAUGUAAAUAAUAGUUUCGAGCU
Messenger RNA from Drosophila serrata, 1356 nucleotides. RefSeq lists its product as uncharacterized. The record is from RefSeq and is a predicted model, not a curated record. NCBI's taxonomy places the organism in Eukaryota, Metazoa, Arthropoda, Insecta, Diptera, Drosophilidae.